Molecule: messenger RNA, 898 nt
Organism: Hyposmocoma kahamanoa
Lineage: Eukaryota; Metazoa; Arthropoda; Insecta; Lepidoptera; Cosmopterigidae
Gene: mRpL24
Product: probable 39S ribosomal protein L24, mitochondrial
Exons: 6
Coding region: 33-797 (254 amino acids)
Biological process (GO): translation
Cellular component (GO): mitochondrion; ribosome
Molecular function (GO): structural constituent of ribosome; RNA binding
Source: RefSeq, a predicted model, not a curated record
GGUUAGGUUAGGAAGUUGCGAAACGAAAAAAAAUGCGAAUUUUCAGUUAUUUAUCGAAAAAAGUUGGCGACCUUACUAUUAAAUAUUCUAACUUGCCCGAAUCAUACGUGAAAAGAAGUUACGAGCAGGUCUACUGGAAGACUCCGAGCGGCUAUCCACAGUUUUUAAAGAACGCUCAAGUGGCCCGUAAAAAGUUCCGCUUCACGACAAACCGGCCGUGGACCGGACAAUUCCGGCUGCAAAAUGAUCGUGGUACACAUAGAAAGAAGGUCUUCAUUGAACCUAUUAAGGACUGGACCUUUUUUAAAGGAGACAGAGUAGAAAUAAUGGUGGGCAAGGACAAAGGGAAGCAAGGAAUCAUCAGUCAGGUGAUACAGGAACGCAACUGGGUCAUUGUUGAAGGACUCAACACACAUCUUAGAAUUGUAGGUAAAGACAAAAGCUUUCCUGGUGUAACAGUCCAGUCAGAGGCCCCACUUCUGGUGACAACAGAUGUGAAGCUUGUAGACCCUGAGAGCUUGAAGCCCACUGAGAUUGAGUGGCGCUACACAGAGGAGGGAAUGAAGGUGCGAGUGUCUUUGACCAGCAGCCGUAUAAUCCCAAUUCCCAAAGCAAACGAGGAGACCAUUGACUACAAGAGCAAAGAGCUGUACUUAGACAAUGUGGAGAAGGACACCGCUGCAGCUACUAUUGCUAAGAUCACAUUUGUACCAAAAUUACGUACAUUCGAAAUGGACAUAAUGGAAGAGAUGGGCAUCAAAGAAGACAGAGUACCUGCCAAAUCGUGGUGGUACUAGACAAAAUUGAACACACGUGUCGAUGUUAAUUAGUUAAAAAUCAUAAUUUUUGUUAAUAAAAUAGUUACUAUCGUGAAUGUAUUCUUUACUUAACAUUAGUA